AUGGGUUCGAGUAUAUCGAGUGGAAAGCAUUCAUUGUUGGACUCAUUGCCGACUUCUAAUAAUUUACAUAUAGUUAUGUUGGGCUUAGACUCGGCCGGUAAGACAACAGCACUGUAUCGACUCAAGUUUGACCAAUAUUUAAAUACUGUUCCCACAAUUGGAUUUAAUUGUGAAAAAGUCAGAGCACAUAGUGGUAAAGCUAAGGGUACAUCAUUUCUUAUAUGGGAUAUCGGAGGUCAGGACAAAUUGAGACCCCUAUGGCGCUCAUAUACCCGCUGUACGGAUGGUAUAGUUUUUGUGGUCGACUCAGUCGAUGACGAGAGGAUGGAAGAGGCGAAGAUAGAGCUCUUGAGGACCGCUAAGUCACCGGAAAAUUCAUGCGUUCCUAUACUAGUCUUAGCAAAUAAACAAGACCUCCCCGGAGCCAAAGACCCCCAAGAAGUGGCCCAAAUGUUGGGUCUAAGCGAACAAUUAUCUCAACAUCAAUGGCACGUUCAACCUGCCUGUGCUAUCAUUGGUGAGGGUCUCGAUGAGGGACUCGAAAUUUUGUAUGAAAUGAUAGCAAAAAAAAGACGAUUAGCCAAAAUGGAGAAAAAAUUAAAACGAUAA
Molecule: messenger RNA, 609 nt
Organism: Oppia nitens
Lineage: Eukaryota; Metazoa; Arthropoda; Arachnida; Sarcoptiformes; Oppiidae
Product: ADP-ribosylation factor-like protein 4C
Exons: 3
Coding region: 1-609 (202 amino acids)
Biological process (GO): intracellular protein transport; vesicle-mediated transport
Cellular component (GO): cytoplasm
Molecular function (GO): GTP binding; GTPase activity
Source: RefSeq, a predicted model, not a curated record